Molecule: messenger RNA, 966 nt
Organism: Truncatella angustata
Lineage: Eukaryota; Fungi; Ascomycota; Sordariomycetes; Amphisphaeriales; Sporocadaceae
Exons: 2
Coding region: 1-966 (321 amino acids)
Source: RefSeq, a predicted model, not a curated record
AUGUCUUACGACACGACUGUAGAGGACGCGCUGAGCGUCGAAAGCGUAACGAUACCGGACAGUGUUUGCGAGAAGGUCGGUGAAGCUCUGCCCGAUAUUGCAGGUGUUGGUGUCAUGGUAUCCUUCGCUGGCCAAGCUUUCCUAUCACUAGCCAUCACUAUCUGGGUCUUCUUCCUAGCACGGCAUGGGCACCUAGAUCUCGAUGGAUUCGAAGGAACAGUAGAGUACUGGCGGCGGAAAAAGAGACUGGAGAUAUUCUCCAAAAUGCUCCGGGUUGGAAAUGAUGUGCAGAUGCUGCUAGGAAUAGCAUAUAUGAUCACGGUGUGGGCCAAGCAGGACAAGAUAGGGGUCUAUCAUCUGAGACUUGCCUUUGACACUGUCAGCUUCGUGGGAGUAUCCGGCAUUGUCGCUUUUGUCUGGACGAGGUUUUGCCAAGCCAAGCUCAACAAGUCGCCGCGUCGAUUGUCCCUCCAGUACUUGUCUGUCUACCUUUACGCAGCAUUUUUCUUCGCCCUGACAAUCGUCACGCUUUCGCAUAUGCUCCAAUGGAACGAGCACUCGGAGUCACUGGGCUACUGCUAUGAAACCAAGGGUUCUGCAGAUGCAGGUGCUGAACAGCCAGGCACGGAAAUAACAUAUGUUCUUAUCACAGGAUUUGCACUCCUGAUUACCAUGAUCGGUGCCAUUUUCUCUGGCCCUAAGCUCAGAUUCCCCUUGGUCAUCCUUGCGGUCCUACACUUUGGGGUUCACCUAUAUUUCAUGGUGGUGGUGAGAGAAGCAAACCAGAAACUGCUAGAGGGUGUUGAGCGGGAAGAUCGGUGGGAUUUUGGACAGUCAACGGCCAUGUUGCUGCUAGGCCUCGCAAUCCUCGAAGUUAUUAAGAAGUCAGUGAUGUACUGGCAAUGGAACCACACGUCGGACGAAAUGAUUUUGGAAGAGGGUAAAUUAUCUCAGUUUGAUUAUUAG